AAAGAGACCAGGAGAGAAACAUCAUUAACAAACAGUUAACCAGAUUUGGAUCAAUCCCACCAACACUUAUCACAAGGUUAUCGGGAAAUCCCAUGAAAUCCAACUGUUUUCCCUCCCUCGUCCCCGCAUAACCACCAUGCCCCCGCCAUCGCCGCCGCGCAUUCCUCCUCUUCUCUCCCUCCUAAUCCUCGCCGCCGCCGUCGUCGGCGCGGCGGCCGUUCCCCAAGAUUCCGAUCUGGAACCCGACUGCGCCGGCCGAUGGAUCCACAUCCGCCAUCUCCCGCCGCGCUUCAACCUCGACCUCAUCUCCAAUUGCUCUCAAUACCCAAUUUUCGACGAUUUCUGCCCUUACCUCCCUAACCACGGCCUCGGCCAGAAAACCCAUAGCUCCUCUCAUAGCUGGUACCGCACAGACCCAUAUAUGCUCGAGCUCGUCUUCCACCGCCGUAUGCUCGAGUACCCCUGCCUCACCGCCGACCCCUCACGCGCCGCCGCGGUCUACCUCCCGUACUACGCCGGCCUGGAUAGCCUCCGGUAUCUAUUCGGCCGCGAAGCCAAUUCCAGUUUCCGGCACGGGCUCGAUUUGUACGAUUAUAUAUCCCGCGUGGACUCGCCCGGCGUGUGGGCCCGGAAUCUGGGUCACGAUCAUUUUCUGGUAAUGGCCCGCCCGGCCUGGGAUUUCACGCAGCCGUUAACUAAUGACCCGCCGGUGUUCGGGACCUCGUUUCUUGAAAUCCCGGCGUUCUACAAUUUAACGGCGUUAACGCUGGAAGCCCGGGCGUACCCGUGGCAAGAAACGGCGAUUCCGUACCCCACUUCGUUCCACCCUCCCAAUUUGGCGUUCUAUGAGUCCUGGGUGAACCGGGUGAAACGGUCCCGGAGAACCGCCCUGAUGCUCUUCGCCGGCGGCGGGGGAAUCUCGGCAAACCCCAAUAUCCGCCGGAGCAUCCGUUUAGAGUGCGAUAAUUCCACUAAUUUCAACAUAAACGGUACUGGGUACCAUAAAGUUUGCGACUUUGUGGAUUGUUCUAAUGGGAUUUGCGAGCAUGAUCCAAUCAAGUUCAUGAAGCCAAUGCUGCAGGCCACAUUCUGCCUGCAGCCUCCCGGGGACACCCCGACGAGGCGGGCCACGUUUGACGGGAUCCUGGCCGGUUGUAUCCCCGUGUUCUUCGAUGAUCUGACGGCCAAGAAGCAGUACAAGUGGCAUUUGCCGGUGGAGAAGUAUGAUGAGUUCUCAGUGUUUAUACCCAAAGAGGAAGUUGUGUUCAAUGGAUUGAGCAUUGUGGAUGUGUUGAUGAGUAUUCCCAGGGCUAAAGUUAGGAGGAUGAGAGAAAAGGUUAUAGAGAUGAUGCCCAGAGUGAUGUAUAGAAAGCAUGGGAGUUCAUUGGGGUUGAGGAACAAGAAGGAUGCCAUUGAUAUUGCAGUGGAAGGCACCCUGGAAAGAAUCAGGUCUAAGCUUCAAGAAUUCCCGGCUCAAUGAUUGUUUCUCGUUUCGUUUUAGUUUUAGUUUUAGAUUGAACUCGUCACGAGGCCCUUUAUUUCGCCUCGAGCUCGUCCAUCGCCUGUAGUCUAAGCCAUUCUUUCUUACUAUGUAUUCUCCUCAUUCCUCAUCUGCUGAUGCAGGAUGAAGCUUCUGUAUUUCAUGUUCCACUGGUAAUAAUAUAUUUCAAAGGAUGCAUAUCAUCUUUGCCCAGAUUC
Ipomoea triloba (trilobed morning glory) is the source of this 1698-nucleotide messenger RNA. Its product is annotated as probable xyloglucan galactosyltransferase GT19. The transcript has a single exon. NCBI's taxonomy places the organism in Eukaryota, Viridiplantae, Streptophyta, Magnoliopsida, Solanales, Convolvulaceae. The record is from RefSeq and is a predicted model, not a curated record. The coding region runs from base 137 to 1480 and encodes 447 amino acids. Gene Ontology annotation, molecular function: glycosyltransferase activity.